Messenger RNA from Cotesia congregata, 2082 nucleotides. The record is from the annotation of a GenBank genome assembly. NCBI's taxonomy places the organism in Eukaryota, Metazoa, Arthropoda, Insecta, Hymenoptera, Braconidae.
AUGGAUCGCGCACGUAUUAGCACCCACUUGCUCCGUUCACCCCAAAUAAGAGUUCUGGAUUUACAUUUUGAAUUUGAUAAUUCCACCCCUGGAGACGCGAUUGACUUGUUAAUUCACUCAAACACUACCCUCAAUGCCUUUUUGCUUACGAAGCUCGAGCAUUUAGACUCGUUUGAUGGAGUGAGUAGGGUUAGAAGAUAUUGCAUAAUUUUGGAUUCAAGCGGUGAGCCAAAAUCUGGAUUCAUUUAUGGCAACAAUUUUUGGCUGGGAUCAAAAAGCCAGUGUCUCGAUUUGGAAAAUACCAAACCCUUAGAAUUAGACCCCGUAUUUUUGAAAAGUGUUUCAAAAUACCGCAAUAUCGAUGAAGAGUUUCCACCAUUUCAUUUAAACUACUUUAUAGCGCAUUUUUAUCACAACAGCACACAUCAGUACCAAUGUCGCCUCAGAAAUGAAGAUCUGAUAUCAUUAGGACUUUGCCUGCCGGCCUCGUGUUCAAGUGAUCAAUUAUCUAGAAUUUUGGAAAAAAUGUUCGAAGCCAAAAUUUUGGCCGUCGGAAAUUUAUAUUCUGCAGAUUACCGUCUUCAUAGUGUUCGAGGAAUCACGAUAAUUUUGGCAAUUAUUGGUACAUUCUAUGACUGCAUCGUCCACCAAAAACGAUUGGAAUUGAUUAAAAGUUCUAAAAAGAUCGCCAAUAAUUCAGAUGUAAAAUCAACAAGUGUCUUGCAACAAAAUUUUCUUGGACAAAUCUUGCUUUGUUUUUCUGUACAUACAAAUACCAAACAAAUUUUCGAUACAAAAGAAAGUAUAAAAGAUGUAAUACCAUCACUUUUUGGACUGCGUUCUCUUGAAAUGAUUUAUGUCUGUAUGCUCCAUACUAUUAUAUACGCGCCUGAUUUUUUGGACAAUCGAGUUGCAAUGCUGAGAUUAACAGAAGGAUUUGUAAAUCAAAUUUUUGCCAACGGACAUAUUUCCGUCGACACGUUUUUCUGCUUAAGCGGAUUUUCGAUCAGCUGGGCAUUCUUUGGCAAGAAAGUGAAUGUUUACUCUGGAGCUAAAUCAUUCCGGCAUUUUCCGUGGCGCAAAUUUUUUGAUCUCACUCUUAAAAGAAUUAUCCGAAUGGCUCCAGUAUACUUUAUGAUAAUCGGGAUAACUGGAAUGAUUUUUGGAUGGUACAAUGCAAAUUCCUCAUUUGUCAUAGCUGAAAAUCCGUAUCAUAACUGUAAUAAGUACUGGUGGAGAAACGCGCUUUUUAUUAACAAUUUAUUUCCUUGGAAUGAAUUGUGCAUGACAUGGAGCUGGUAUGUGCCAUGUGAUAUACAAUUCUUCAUCAUCGGAACAUUCCUAUUACUUUUAUCUGAAAUACAUUUUUAUGCAUCAGCAUUCCUGUUGAUGGCUCUCCUAGUGAUUUCAGUCAUCGUAAAUGGGUUAAUUUCUUACGGAUAUGGAUACACAGCCACGAUAGAACAAAUGUUUUUGCAACCGGAGAUAUUAUAUUCAUCACCUUGGAUGAGAAUAGGUCCGUAUCUAGUUGGAAUAAUCGCUGGGUACGUUUUGAGAAGCCUCAAUGGAAAAUUGGAUCUCAGUACAAAAAUAUUGUGUUUACUUUGGAUUGUGGGAAGUUCGUGCAAUAUUUCUGUUCUCUUUGGACUCUAUCAAAGAAACUUUUCACCCAUGAGCGCUGCGAUGUACGUAGCUUUUGGUAGGAUUGUAUGGGCCUUAGGAAUAGCUUGGAUUGUGAUUGCCUGUCAUACUAACAACGCUGGAUUCAUCAACAAAAUUUUGUCGCUAAAAAUCUGGAAUCCUUUAUGCAAGCUUACAUACUCUGCCUAUCUAUUGAAUCCACUGGUUACACUUUCAGUUGCUAUGACGUCAGAAUCAUCUAUGCACCUCGACAAUUUCCGAUGUUUUAUAUACUUUUUAGGAUUAACAGCCUUCACAAUUUUCAGUGCAUUUAUCGCAACUAUUUUGAUUGAAACUCCGUGCAAUUUAUUAUUUCAAUUACCUAACAAGUUACGCAAAAAAAGAAGUGUAAUAAUAGCGGCUAGAUACGACGGCAAAAGCUUCUUUAAAUUAGUAGAUUAA